AUGGCGGACAAAGAUGACAAAGAAACAGAGACAAAAGAGUUUUCAAGAAAAAGAAAGAGUAGUGCAAAUAAAGAUUAUAUCAAGGAAAUGGUACAUUCUUAUCUUAGUAAUUUUGCUUGUUUGAAUCCUGGUACAACAAUCGCUGAAAGCGAUUUAAAAGACAAUAAUGAACUACAGGAGCAUAUACAAUCGAUUACAUUGUGCGACAUACAUCACAAAUCUGAAGUGCAAAUGACAAACACCGAACUCGUAUAUCACAUAUACAAGUUGGAUUCGUUCGGGGUAGAAACGGACACACUGACCGAUAGCGGGUCCGGCGAAGAGCUCCCGGCAGCGGACGUGUGGACUCUACCGUCCGAGGAGUUCCACGGGCUGUGGGAGAGUCUCAUUUACGAUUCCAGCCUCAAAGAAGAUACGUUACGGUUCGCAGAGACCGCUUUCGAGUUCGCGGAUCGCGGCGUCAAUUCGACCAUAGUCGGUUGCAAUCGCGUAAUACUACUGCACGGCCCUCCCGGGACCGGGAAGACGAGCCUCUGCCGAGCUCUCGCCCAGAAAUUGUCGAUACGACUCGGCGACAAGUUCCCGAGAGCGCGGCUGCUGGAAAUCAACGCGCACGGACUGUUCUCCAAGUGGUUCUCGGAGAGCGGCAAGAUCGUGGCGCGGCUGUUCGACCGCGUGCGCGAGAUAGUGGAGGACCGCAGGCUGCUGGCGUGCGUGCUCGUGGACGAGGUGGAGUCGCUGGCGCACGCGCGGCGCGCCGCCGUCGCCGGCCUCGAGCCGUCCGACUCGAUCCGCGCCGUCAACGCGAUCCUCGCGCAGCUCGACCGCCUGCGCCGGCACCCGAACGCGCUCGUGCUGACCACCUCCAACGUGACCGGCGCCAUCGACGUCGCGUUCGUGGACCGCGCGGACGUGAAGCGGCUGGUGGGGCGGCCGAGCGCGCGCGCCGCGUACGAGAUCCUGCGCGGCUGCUGCGAGGAGCUGAUGGCGCGCGGCGCGGUGGCGCCCCGCGAGCGGCUGUUCGCGCUGCGCGUGCUGGAGGGGUCGCGGUUCGCGGAGAGCGAGGCGGCGGGCGGCAGCCUGCGGCUGUGGGCGGCGGCGCGCGCGGCGGCGGCGGCGCGGCUGUCGGCGCGGGCGCUGCGCCGGCUGCCGCUGCAGGCGCGCGCGCUGCACUGCGAGCCGCGGCCCGCGCCGCCGCUGCAGCGCUUCCUGCGCGCGCUGCAGGCGGCGCUCGCCCGCCACGUGGCCGACUGCGACGACCUGCUCCGCGACGAGCCCGUGUAG
This is a messenger RNA of Achroia grisella, 1284 nucleotides long. It is a transcript of the gene pch2, whose product is annotated as pachytene checkpoint protein 2 homolog. The transcript is spliced from 2 exons. Gene Ontology annotation, molecular function: ATP hydrolysis activity; ATP binding. Bases 1 to 1284 code for a protein of 427 amino acids. Gene Ontology annotation, cellular component: chromosome; nucleus. Lineage: Eukaryota; Metazoa; Arthropoda; Insecta; Lepidoptera; Pyralidae. Gene Ontology annotation, biological process: meiotic recombination checkpoint signaling; reciprocal meiotic recombination. The record is from RefSeq and is a predicted model, not a curated record.